Molecule: messenger RNA, 1750 nt
Organism: Annulohypoxylon truncatum
Lineage: Eukaryota; Fungi; Ascomycota; Sordariomycetes; Xylariales; Hypoxylaceae
Product: glycoside hydrolase family 47 protein
Exons: 3
Coding region: 162-1742 (526 amino acids)
Biological process (GO): carbohydrate metabolic process; N-glycan processing
Cellular component (GO): endoplasmic reticulum; Golgi membrane
Molecular function (GO): calcium ion binding; mannosyl-oligosaccharide 1,2-alpha-mannosidase activity
Source: RefSeq, a predicted model, not a curated record
CGGUCCUAUAAGACUAGGGCCUAUUCCCAUUGUUAUCUUUCAUUUCUCCUUACUACGCUCGGCCAUUUGAAGUUUAAUCAGGCUCGGUCAACAGGUAGAUCUCAUCCUGUUGUCUUCUCAAGGUGGCUUUUAGUAGCUAAACCACUACACAUUAGUAAAUCAUGGUGAACUCCAAAUGGACUGCCGCCAUCCUAGGUGGUGCCUCGCAGGUUCUGGCCCAGUCCUACCAAAACGCGCCAACCUACGUGUCUCACCCUGAUAGAACCGACGCGGUAAAGGCGACCUUUCAGCGUUCUUGGGAUGGCUACUACCAAUACGCGUUUCCCAACGACACGCUGCUGCCCAUCUCAAAGUCUUAUCAGAACGACCGGAACGGAUGGGGAGCCAGCGCGGUUGACGCCAUUUCCACCGCCCUAGUUAUGGGAAACCAGGAUGUUAUCAACCAGAUCGUUGAGCAUAUCGGGUCUAUCAACUUCAAUGCUACCGCGCCAGAAUCCACGAGCGUAUCUGUUUUUGAGACAACAAUCCGUUACCUCGGGGGCAUGCUCUCAGCAUAUGAUUUCUUGACUGGCCCUCUAAAGGAAUACGCAAAGGACCAGGCUUCCGUAGACAAGAUUCUCCAGCAAGCAAUUAAUCUUGCCGAUGUGCUCAGCGUGACUUUUGAUACUCCUAGUGGUAUUCCAAUCAACACGUUGAAUUAUGGCUCGGGCGGGUACGUGGUCGGCCCCGACACUACCAACGGCCUCGCCACCAUCGGAACCUUAGUACUCGAGUGGACUCACUUGAGUGACAUCACUGGAGACCAGAAGUACGCGGAACUAACGCAGAAGGCCGAAGAAUACCUUCUCAACGUGGUAAACCCCGACGUGGGUGAGCCGUACCCCGGCCUGCUCGGAACCGACGUGAAUAUUACGGACGGCACCUUCACGGAUUCCAGCGGUGGCUGGAACGGUGGUACCGACUCAUUCUACGAGUAUCUAAUCAAGAUGUACGUCUACGACCAGGACCGUUUCGGUACCUACAAGGACCGCUGGGUCACCGCCGUCGACUCCAGCAUCAAGUACCUGGCGUCUCACCCCACCACGCGCCCCGACCUCACGUUCCUAGCCGCCUACAACGGCUUCGAGCAGCUCGAGUUCGUCUCCACGCAUCUCGCGUGCUUCGACGGAGGAAACUUCAUCCUCGGCGGCCUGACGCUCGACAACGACGAGUACGUGCAGUUCGGGCUGGACCUCGUGGCCGCGUGCCACGACACGUACACGAACACCGUAACAGGUAUCGGGCCGGAGGUGUUCUACUGGCAAGACGGCAACCUACCGACGAACGCGAGCAACAACGCGGGACCCCCCUCGAACGCGUCGGCGUUCUACGCUAAGGCCGGCUUCUGGAUCCCCGCGGGCGACGGCGCGUACGUGCUGCGGCCCGAGGUCAUGGAGAGCUUCUACUACGCGUACCGCGCGACCGGCGACACCAUGUACCAGGACUGGGCGUGGGACGCCUUCCUCGCCAUCAACUCCACCUGCGCCGCCGGCGUCGGAUACAGCUCCAUCACCGACGUGAAUGCCCCCGGCGGCGGCAGUUUUGAUGAUUUCCAGGAGAGCUUCUGGUUCGCCGAGGUGCUCAAGUACAGUUACCUCAUCCAGGCCGACGACGCGGUCUGGCAGGUCAAUGCCGCGCACGAUAAUACGUGGGUUUUUAAUACCGAGGCGCAUCCCUUCCAGGUCAAGGGCACGCCGAUCUAGUUCGGCCU